Molecule: messenger RNA, 2230 nt
Organism: Rosa rugosa (rugosa rose)
Lineage: Eukaryota; Viridiplantae; Streptophyta; Magnoliopsida; Rosales; Rosaceae
Product: scopoletin glucosyltransferase-like
Exons: 1
Coding region: 605-2143 (512 amino acids)
Molecular function (GO): UDP-glycosyltransferase activity
Source: RefSeq, a predicted model, not a curated record
UCUAGACCCUUCAAUAUAGCCAUCAGUUCCGCAGCUCGAGGUUGCAACCUAUACAAUAGUCUUUCUCCCAUAGCUCCCAGUCCCACCGAAGAGCCCCUAUUAUCUGUGCACACUGCACACCAACUUGAUUACCAUUCCGGAGUACAGCAGCAUCACAAUUAAGCUUGACAUGGUCCACAGGAGGUGGCAACCAAAUGAUUGGGCGCUGCAACAUUAACAUCACACCUCCCAUUUUGAUUUGAUUUGCAACCUGUGCUUGGAUUAUUCCAGCCCAUAUCACUUGGCCCAAUUUUGAAAUAGAAUAAUUGUCAAUUGAAAUAUAACAGAUCAGAUUUUGGCAUUUUGCUAUAGAAUGCCAAAGAUGUCCAGCAUUUCAGAAAGGUCGGUCUGUUAUUUCAAACACUACUAGCAAUCAGCAAGUCUUUCAUUCACACUUAUCCAGCAGUCAAAGACUCCAUUCUUUCCACCUCUAUUUUCAUUUUUCCUUUCCAGCUAAGCUUUCUUCCUCGUUUCUUCUUCUCCAUUCUGGGAUCACUACGCUAUAUAUAUAUAUUCCCGAGCCGUAUUGCAGAACGUACUCUAAGACAAACCCAACUGUGCAAAUAUGGCAAAUGAGAUAUGGAUCGUUCCGUUUUUCGGCCAGAGCCAUCUGUUUCCUUUAAUGGAGCUCUGCAAGCACUUGGCCUCCAGAAACUUCAAAGCCGUUUUAGUUAUCUCUUCCGAAUUCUCCUCCUCCAUACCCUCAUCUCUCCGCCAAUACCCACUCGUCGAAAUCGCUGAAAUUUCUGAAGCAGCAGCACCACCGUCUGAUUCGUCUUCUCCACCGCAGGAGCCGAGUUCUCAGCCGCUUCACAAACACCACGCACGCUACAGCCAGAUAGCAGUCGGGCUUGACAAACUCCUCCAUGAUCCGGAUUCAGUCCGACGUCGACCCCUUUGUGCCGUUGUUGACAUGAUGAUGAGCUGGACUUCCGAGGUUUUUAACAGAUACGAAAUUCCGGCAGUCAACUUCUUCACCUCCGGUGCUUGCUCUGCCGCCAUGGACUAUGCCAUGUGGAAGAGCCACCCGUUGGAUGAUAUCAAAGCUGGUGAGACCCGUUUACUAUCCGGGUUACCCGAAGAAAUGGCUAUUACGGUUUCGGAUCUUAAGCGACAGUCUCGUGACGGCCCACAAGGAGGCUCGAAAUCCUUCUUUCCUCCUCUUCAGCCACCUCGAACUAAGUUUGGGCCGCCGAGACAUCACCCAGCCUACCCCGGUGACAAACCACCGUGGGUGGAAGAAGUUGAACCAUGUGUAGGAGUCAUGAUCAACACGUGCGAUGAUCUAGAGCAUCCUUUUAUCAAAUACGUCUCCGAUGAGAUUGAAAAACCAGUUUGGGGCGUGGGCCCACUCUUGCCGGAACAAUAUUGGAAAUCGGUCGGUUCGGUUCUUCACGACCGCGAAAUUCGAACCAACCGAAAAUCAAACCUCACCGAAGACGAGGUGAAUCAGUGGCUGGAUACGAAGCCAAGUGGAUCCGUGCUGUACAUAUCGUUCGGAAGCUUGGUGGGUCCCAACAAGGAGGAGCACGAGAUACUAGCCGAGGCGUUAGAAGCGUCAGCACGGCCAUUCAUAUGGGUGGUCCAAGCGAAUGCGGGCCUCUGGCCGCCGGGUCCUCGUCGCCCCGCACUACCCGAAGAGGCUUAUUUUCCGCACGGGUUAGAUGCUCGAGUCGGAAAAAGAGGCUUGAUCAUACAUGGUUGGGCCCCACAGCUGUUGAUUCUGAGCCAUCCAUCAACAGGAGGAUUCUUAUCGCACUGUGGGUGGAAUUCAACUGUGGAGGCAAUUGGUCGGGGAGUCCCAUUCUUGGCGUGGCCAUUUAGAGGGGACCAAUACCCCAAUGCUAAAUUAGUAGUGAGCCAUCUCAAAGUUGGGUACCUGAUUUCUGAGGACUUAUCACGGACAAUAAAGGAGGAGGAUAUAACGAGAGGAAUUGAGAAGCUACUGAGUGAUGAAGACAUGAAGCAACGAGCAGUGAAGCUUAGUGGUAAGUUUGAGCAUGGCUUUCCAACAAGUUCUGUUGCAGCUUUAGAUGCCUUUGGAGACUAUCUUGGACAUAAAAACAAAGCAUCUUGUCAUUUGCCUUUUGUCUUGGUAGGUUAAUCAGAAGAGUUUCUGUUUGACUUCUUUUCUCCUCUUCGUACUAAUGUAUAAUUAAUAAGACUAUAGAUCUGAAUCUUGAUGCCUCAA